Microsporum canis CBS 113480 is the source of this 789-nucleotide messenger RNA. RefSeq names its product CTLH domain-containing protein. The record is from RefSeq and is a predicted model, not a curated record. Gene Ontology annotation, cellular component: cytoplasm; nucleus. The transcript is spliced from 3 exons. NCBI's taxonomy places the organism in Eukaryota, Fungi, Ascomycota, Eurotiomycetes, Onygenales, Arthrodermataceae. Gene Ontology annotation, biological process: proteasome-mediated ubiquitin-dependent protein catabolic process. The coding region runs from base 1 to 789 and encodes 262 amino acids. Gene Ontology annotation, molecular function: protein binding.
AUGUCACCAACUCCCUCGACGACCACACCAACAUGGUCGAACUUCGAGAAGAAGAUGGAGGAGCAUAAGCCAUCAAAAAUGGAUAUUAACUAUCUAGUAAUGGAUUAUCUUGUCACAAACGGAUAUCCUUCAGCGGCGAAUAAAUUUGCCAUGGAAGCAAACAUUCCACAGAGACAUGAUUCUGACAUGAUACAAGAGCGCGUUGAGAUUCGAAAUGCGAUUUAUUCAGGUAAUAUCCAGUCAGCAAUCGAGAAGCUCAACGAGCUUAAUCCACAGCUACUCGAUGACAAGCCCGAGCUCCAUUUCUCUUUACUUCGUCUUCAGCUCAUUGAGUUGAUACGCACUUGUAUAUCUUCUCCGAACACCGACAUUACUCCUGCCCUAGACUUCGCCACAUCACAGUUGGCACCCCGAGCUCCUACUGAACCCCAGUUUAUUAAAGAACUCGAGGAAACCAUGUCAUUACUAAUAUUUCCUCCUGAAAAUCUCUCUGCCCCAUUGAAUGAGCUCCUCGAUCCAGCAAUGCGCAAAACAGUCGCAUCCAAGGUAAACGAGGCUAUACUCCAAAGACAAGGGUCCAUGAGCGAAGCUAGACUUCGUGCUCUUGUUAAACUUCGUGUGUGGUCUGAAAAAAUGGCCAGGAACUCCAAAAAGGACAUUCCCGACAAGUUAGAUAUCGGGUUUGACAAUGAUGUUACCAACGGCAGUGAAACCAACGGUUCACAGAAUGCAGCUGGCCAGGAUGAUAUCGUCAUGCAAGAGCGCGAUCUCGAUUCCAUGGUCCACUAA